AUGUCAUGGAACGGCACCACCGAGAAUUCUCGAGAUGCUUACUUUCGAGCUACGGAAGCCGGAUUGGAAUGCAUCGAGACGGAUAUUCACCUCUCACUAGAUGGCCACCUGCCCAUGAUCCACGAUGGCGGGCUUGGACGUACGACAGACGUUGGUGAGCAGACGGGACAACCGGCAUACAACCCUUUCACUGGUCAGGGGUACAACCCACUUGUCAGCGAGCACAACUUCACGGGCUUCAUCGAGAACCUUCACCUCCGAGACGAGCAGGGCAGAGUCCACGUGGAGACAGUCCCUACGUUGCCUGAGAUGGUGCACAGUAUCUAUGAAACUGGAGCCAACGUCGUACUACAGCUCGACUUCAAGGAGCAAGCUGCAGUCGAGCCUGCCUACUGGGCCUUGAAGAACCUCACAAACCGUGUUGGGGUGCCUGCAAACGAGUGGUGCAUCUACAAGUUGCAAGCAAAGUGGUGGAAGAACCCUGCGGAGUUCGAGGCAUUGGAAUGGGUUCAGGAUGCGUUUGCUUCUGGCAUUCAGCUUGCUUACAUCCCCGUCUACAACCCUGAAGAUGAAGCCUCAUGGGAUACUCUUACCUCACUUAAGGAGUUUGCCUCAACGAAUUACACCAUCAGCGCCGAGAUUGAGGUAUAUUCGACCGGUGCUCCUUUGCAACCCCUUCAGGACUAUAUUGUUCAUAAUGGAACGGAACAGGACACCUUUAGAACAUCUGGCAUUUUCUCUAUUUACGCCGCUGGAGACCUGGUUGAUUUCAUCACCUCAGACCUCACGCGGUUCGGCACAGCGAACUAUACUAUCCCAGACGAUAUUCACACCAACAACUCGGUGUUUGUCUUCCAGGAGAACAAGGCCCCAGCACUUCUCGACUCACUUGUGGGAAAUAAGUCGCUCGAUGGCCAUGACUACCGAUCUGACUUCGACUGGAUUGUCAAGCAAGGCUUCCAGUGGGUCAUCACUGACAUUGCCGAUGUCUGGGAUGCCGAACUGCGCGCACAGGGCAAGCGCAACACAAGCUACUUAUUGAAUGGCACGGAACUCAGCCGCCCACAAGUAGCCAGCGUGUUUGAGAACGUCGUCGCUACCGAUGAUAUCCAAGAUUUCGGGUGGGCAGCUGAGUUGAAUGAUAACACUCCUUGGACUGGUGAUGCCUUCUCCAACUACACGAACAUUCCUUCGGUAGCACCGAACAUCAAUAUCAAUCCAGAUCUUGUGACCGAUCUCAUCGCCGACAUCAACACCGAAAUAUCCAGGAGGGCAAAUUUUGAGCCCUCCAUGCUUGUGGACAAUAGCCUCCUGCUCCGACCGCGAAAAUGGCGAAGCACAGAGUCUUCUAUGACAUCCAGAAUGAUGCGAGGAGAUAUUCUAACAUAUCCCGAAAUGCUGAUCAACGGCCUCAAUCUGCCCCCCUUCAUCAGUCCGCCAUGCUGCGGCGACGAACGACAGUGCCAAGAGUCAGGGUCUCAUCAAUGCCUCCCGCAACCUUUGGUAGCAUGCGCAAGCAUCAUUCGAAUGUGGCAAGCAAACAGCCCCGACAACAAGGCAUUCAUAUGGAGGACCAUCUACAUGGAGCAACAGAAGCUCCUUCACGAAUCGCUAAUUCCGGUGCCUUUGAAGCAUGAGUCUUGCGAAAAGGAGACUCUGAUAGCUGCUGUCCAGGCUGCUGUUUUAUACACCAUACUCCACAUUGAAGAAGUCGCGUCGAUUCCAAAACAUUAUGUUAGAUCUCUUCUCAUCACCUUGGGUACCAUGACGUUCUCGAUGAUGAACGUCCGAGAUAUGGAUUAUUGUCACCAAACCGAUGAGGUUCCUACUCGGCAUGAGUGGAUAUGCAACCAAAGCAUGUGGAGAGUGACAUCCUUCUGCUAUGCGCUGAAUGAACUGCUCCACAUCGCAAAAAUACCUUCUUCUGGCAAUGGUGGCGGGCCAUGCCGAAGAGUACACCUCCCCAGCACCCGCAGCCUUUGGACAGCCAAGUCAAAUCUUGAGUGGCAGCGCCAAUACGCGAAGCAGCUUUCUAAACGACAACUCCGAGACUGUUACAGGAUUGCGCACCUUCGGGAGUAUUCCAAAUAUCCAGGAGACUCCUCGGCAGGAAGGAGCUGGGCGACUGACCUUGAUGAUUGGUGCAUGGAUCAUGAUGAGUUGGGCACGCUUAUCUGGAUGGCUACAAAGCUAGACCCCGUGUAG
This is a messenger RNA of Colletotrichum aenigma, 2205 nucleotides long. RefSeq lists its product as uncharacterized. Lineage: Eukaryota; Fungi; Ascomycota; Sordariomycetes; Glomerellales; Glomerellaceae. The record is from RefSeq and is a predicted model, not a curated record. Gene Ontology annotation, molecular function: phosphoric diester hydrolase activity. Bases 1 to 2205 code for a protein of 734 amino acids. The transcript has 7 exons. Gene Ontology annotation, biological process: lipid metabolic process.